AUAUCCCCUGUGGCGAUACCCAUUGUUGAGCGUGUUCAUCUUCGAAUAAGAGGAAGAAAAAUAGGUAGAAGAAGAAGAAGAAGAAGUAGCAAAAACCAUGAGAAUCGUUCGCAAAGACCUUGUACCCAAUGGACCUGGAAGCGUUAAGAUGGUGCCAGUGGAUCCAGAUGAUUUAUGGUUUGCAUAUAACUUGAUAGCUCCUGGAGAUUCAGUCAUGGCUGUUACCAUCAGGAAGGUUCUUAGAGAAGCUGCUAAUGGUGGAAGAGAUGCAGAAAGAGUGAAGUUGAAAUUGGAAGUUAAAGUUGAACAGGUUGCUGAUUAUGAUAAAGAAGGUUCUCUUUUGCGUGUUCGCGGAAAGAAUGUUUUAGAGAAUGAACAUGUCAAGAUUGGAGCAUUCCAUACUUUAGAACUCGAGCUACAGCGACCUUUUGUGCUCAGAAAGGAUGUCUGGGAUUCUCUGGCUCUGGAGGUACUCAAGCAGGCUUCUGAUCCUGGUGCAAGUGCUGAUCUAGCUGUUGUUUUGAUGCAAGAAGGAUUAGCUCAUAUCCUCCUUGUUGGUAGAAGUAUGACUAUUACUCGUUCGCGGAUCGAAAGUUCAAUUCCUCGUAAGCAUGGGCCUGCUAUAGCUGGUUAUGAGAAAGCUUUGAAUAAGUUCUUUGAGAAUGUACUGCAGGCUUUCUUGAAACAUGUGGAUUUCAACGUCGUUCGUUGUGCUGUAAUUGCAAGUCCAGGAUUUACGAAAGAUCAGUUUCAUCGUCACUUAUUUUUGGAGGCAGAAAGAAGACAGCUGCGAACUAUUAUUGAAAACAAGUCACGCAUCCUUCUUGUGCACACGACCUCAGGAUACAAGCAUAGUUUAAGAGAGGUUCUGGAUGCUCCAAAUGUCAUGAAUUUGAUAAAAGAUACAAAGGCAGCGCAAGAGGUUCGAGUUCUGCAGGACUUCUACAACAUGCUUUCAAAUGAUUCAGCACGUGCUUGUUAUGGAAUGAAACAUGUUGAGGUUGCUAAUGAACGACUAGCUGUGCAGACUCUUCUAAUUACAGAUGAACUUUUCAGGAAUUCGGAUAUAGCAGCAAGGAAAAAGUUUGUUAACUUGGUCAAUUCAAUUAAGGAUUCAGGAGGCACCGUCCACGUAUUUUCAUCCAUGCAUGUCUCUGGAGAACAGCUAGCACAGAUAAGUGGCAUUGCUGCAAUUCUUCGGUUUCCUCUCCCUGAUCUUGAAGACAUUGAGAUGUGAUGCACAUUGUUGGUCAAGCUCAAGCAUGUUGGUGUUGGCCACUCAUCUUUAUUUUUAUUUUAUACUUGUAUUAAAUAGGGUUUAAAUUAUAACACACCCUGACCCUGAGAACCAGGGACUUGUAUUAUAUUUUUUUGGUGUUAGGGACUUGUAUUAUAUAAACCAGGCAAUGCCGAUCAAUAGUGCAAGCUAUUUAAUGCCGAGUGUGUCUAUGUUUUGGGGUGAA
Molecule: messenger RNA, 1463 nt
Organism: Lotus japonicus
Lineage: Eukaryota; Viridiplantae; Streptophyta; Magnoliopsida; Fabales; Fabaceae
Product: protein PELOTA 1
Exons: 16
Coding region: 98-1237 (379 amino acids)
Biological process (GO): nuclear-transcribed mRNA catabolic process, no-go decay; nonfunctional rRNA decay; nuclear-transcribed mRNA catabolic process, non-stop decay
Cellular component (GO): cytoplasm
Source: RefSeq, a predicted model, not a curated record